CAAUUUACUUUUGAAAGAAGAAUAAAAUUUACGCAUCUUCCUUUGAUUUUUUUACACUAAAACACCCUAUGUUUGUUCAUAUGGUUGGGGAGAAGAGGCGGGGUGCACACCGAAGCCGCUUCCAGUUGUGAUGCCACUUUUGUGAAGAAACGAGGGCGGUGGUUGUGGAGGCUCGGUUGGGAGGGCGAAGGGGAGUUUGCUGUAGGGAGGAAAGGAAGGGGUGGCCCGGGUGGGGGACCAACACAUAAUCUUUUACAUAAAUUUGUGUCCUAAUCAAAAAAUUGCACUACAGACGAAGAAAACCGAGACAUCACAAGACUACUUGAGGUUCAACAGAAGAUAAUUCAAACAGCAGAAUUACAGAUUACAACCAGAACAAAAUUAUGGAGGAAGAGUUGCAAUCAAAGCCAGUUCAAGAGAUAGCUCAAAGUUGUAUUGGUGAAAUCCCAGAAAGAUUUAGCUACAAAGAUGGAUUCCCACAAUCCAAAAUUGACUCUGUUCCAUAUAUGGAUGAUUCUGUCAUCGAUUUCGCUCUCCUCUCUUCUUCUUUGUCUCCGGAAGCAGAUAAUGAGAUGUGUAAGCUGCAAUCAGCUCUCAGUCAAUGGGGCUGUUUCCAGGCCAUAAAUCAUGGCAUGGAGAGUGAAUUUCUUGACAAAAUCCGUGAAGUUGGAAAGCAAUUUUUUGGGCUUCCUCUUGAAGAGAAACAAAAGUACUCGAGAGAUGUCAAUGAGUGGGAUGGAUAUGGAAAUGAUACAGUUGUUUCAGAGCAUCAGACUCUCGAUUGGAUGGAUCGUCUUUACCUUACGGUUUAUCCUGAAGAUCAACGCAAGCUAAAGUACUGGCCUGACAAGCCGCAUGCAUUUAGGACGAUUAUUGAUGAAUAUACCUUGAAGCUUAAAGCGAUGUUUGACCUUGUUAUGAAGGUUAUGGGUAGAUCCUUGAAUUUGGAUGAAAAUUGCUUUCUGAAAGAGCAUGGAGAAGUGAAAAUGUCUGCAAGAUUGAAUUUCUAUCCACCAUGUCCGACCCCUCAAAGUGUUCUUGGUCUCAAACCGCAUGCUGAUGCUACAGCUGUUACAAUGCUUCUACAAGACAAAGAGGUGGAAGGCCUUCAAGUGUUGAAAGAUGAUCAGUGGUUCAAAGCUCCCAUCAUUCCUAAUCCUGAUGCUUUGUUUAUCAAUCUUGGUGAUAUAUUAGAGAUAAUGAGUAAUGGCGUACUGAAAAGUCCAGUGCAUAGGGUGGUCACAAACUCGGAAAGAGAGAAACUUUCAGUGGUAAUGUUCUGUUACUCGGACUUUGAUAGGGAGGUUGGACCGGUAGCUGGCCUAAUUACAGAAGACAGACCUCAGAUGUAUAAGAGAGUGCACCAUUAUGAUAACAUCUUCUUUGAGAACUACCAGCUAGGGAAGAGACCCUUGCAUGCUGUUAGAAUGUAAUAUCCUAGUUAUAUGGUUUACGUACGAGCACGAGUUUUGGAAAAUAUUUAAAUAAAUUGAAAUUAGUAGAUCUCAAUAUACCUUGGCUAGGGUAUUAGGGUUAAGGGCUGACAAUCUAAAUUGCUUAAUAUAGUCGGAGGUGUACAUUGAUUAAAUCAGUUUUAAGUACUUAUCCACUAUAUUCCAUGCAAACUUCCUUACU
Molecule: messenger RNA, 1635 nt
Organism: Spinacia oleracea (spinach)
Lineage: Eukaryota; Viridiplantae; Streptophyta; Magnoliopsida; Caryophyllales; Amaranthaceae
Product: codeine O-demethylase
Exons: 5
Coding region: 384-1433 (349 amino acids)
Source: RefSeq, a predicted model, not a curated record